Helianthus annuus (common sunflower) is the source of this 4696-nucleotide messenger RNA. Its product is annotated as zinc finger CCCH domain-containing protein 44. The coding region runs from base 342 to 4517 and encodes 1391 amino acids. The transcript is spliced from 10 exons. The record is from RefSeq and is a predicted model, not a curated record. NCBI's taxonomy places the organism in Eukaryota, Viridiplantae, Streptophyta, Magnoliopsida, Asterales, Asteraceae. Gene Ontology annotation, molecular function: DNA binding; protein binding; metal ion binding.
AGAAACAAGCAAAUGGAAACAGAUCACGUGUAGGCAACAAUAAGACGGAAUCGACAGGAGCCGCGUUCAACGCUCUCUCUCUCUCUCUAGAUUUAAGUCGUGUCGCCGAAAGGUAAAACCCCACCCAACCCAACACCCACACCCACAAACUCAUUUUCUUCUCUCUUUCCGUGAGUUCAUAUCUUUCUCCGGUCAACUCAACGCGAAUCUAGGGUUUCUGACUUCAAUUCACCCUUCAAUUCAUGAUCCAGUUGAUGAGAUUCAAUCAACGAUGAUGAUGAACUGAGUUCGAAUUAGGUCUAGUUUUGUCCAAUUUUGAGCUAAUUUUGUUCGAUUUUGGAAUGGAGAGCCAAAGUUCUGGAAAUUCGGAUAGGAUUCAACUGCUUGGUGAUGGAUUGGCGGCGGAAGGUGGUGCGGUGGCGGUGGUAGAGGCUGUGAAGGUGGAGGUAGGUGGCGGUGAGCGGGAGGCGGUGAAGCGGAAGCGAGGGCGGCCGCCAAAGGCUCAGGCGAAGCCGGUGGUUGUGAAAAGGCAGGUUAGUGUGGCUUCGAGUGGGAAGAAGGUCAAGGAAGUGGUGGAGGAUGAGGAUGUGUGUUUUAUUUGCUUUGAUGGUGGGAGUCUUGUGCUUUGUGAUCAUAGGGCUUGUCCAAAGGCAUAUCAUCCAGCUUGUAUUAAAAGGGAUGAAGAGUUUUUCGAAUCUGCAGCUAAAUGGAAUUGUGGUUGGCAUAUAUGCAGUAUAUGCCAGAAGACAGCACAUCAUAUGUGUUAUACUUGUACAUAUUCGUUGUGCAGAGGUUGUGUUAGAAAGGCUGAUUAUGUUAGUGUCAGAGGUGAUAAAGGAUUUUGCACUAUAUGCAUGAAAACAAUCAUGCUGAUUGAAAAUAACGGUCAGGGUGAGGAUGGAAAGGUUCAAGCGGAUUUCGAUGAUAAACUUAGUUGGGAGUAUCUCUUUAAGGUAUAUUGGCUCUACAUAAAAGGAAAAUUAUCUCUAACGCUAGAUGAGCUUGUACAAGCUAGAGCCGCAAGGACAGAAGCUAGUACGAUUUCUUCAGCUCUUCCGUCAACCAGUGUACAUAACAGAGCCGAUGAUUUGAGCGUCAUGUCAGCAACAUCCGUUGGUAAUUUGGAAGAAGAAAACGAAUCAAAAAGAAGAAAAAAAGAUGAACAAAUCAACUUACAAAACGAAAUUGUAAAUAUUGAAAAACCAGCAAUUGAUGAAAGUGCAACUACAGAGUGGGCAACCAAAGAGCUUUUGGAUUUUGUGGCACAUAUGAAGGGUGAAAGUACAGCUGUAUUAUCAAGGAUUGAUGUUGAGGCAUUACUGAUGGAGUACAUAAACAGAAAUAAUCUCUAUGAUCCUAAAAAGAAAAAUCAAAUCAUAUGUGAUUCGAGAUUAAAGUCUUUGUUUGGAAAACCACGUGUUGGUCGUAGUCAAAUGUUGAAGCUUCUAGAACACCAUUUUGUAGUAAAGGAGGACUCAAAGAAGAGACGGGUCAAAAGUACUACCAUACAGGUUAACCAGGUUUACCCUGAUUGGAACAGUGAUAAAAAACGCAAAAGUCGUAGCAAGGGAGAAGGGCAUGUGUUACAGAAUAGUUUGGAUGAAUUUGCAGCAGUCGAUGUUCAUAAUAUAAGUUUAAUAUAUCUGCGCCGUGAUUUGAUGGUGAAUCUUCUUGAAGAUAGUGAUAGUUUUCAUGGUAAGGUGGUUGGGUCCGUUGUGCGAAUAAAAAUAUCUGGUUGUGAUCUGAAGCAUGAUAUGUACAGGCUUGUUCAAGUUGUAGGUACAAGUAAGGCGGAUAUACCAUGUAAGAUUGACAGCAAAUCAGUAGACAUUAUGCUUGAAGUUUUAAAUUUAGACAAGAAGGAAACUAUAUCCAUUGAUGCAAUUUCUGACCAAGAGUUUUCUGAGGAAGAAUGCAGAAGUCUACAACGAAGUAUAAGAUGUGGGCUUGUAAAACACUUCACUGUCGGUGAAAUACAAGAAAAGGCCACGGCCCUGCGGUUGGUAAAGCUAAAUGAUUGGAUUGCAAAGGAGAUAUUGCGGCUUGAACAUCUUCGUGAUUUAGCAAGCCAAAAGCGGCAAAAGAAGAAUUAUAGAGAAUGCGAAGAGAGAAUCCAAUUUUUGAAGACACCAGAAGAGAAAGAGCGCAGAUUAAAGGAAAUCCCAGACGUUCAUUUCGAUCCAAAAAUGAAUCCAGAUUAUGAAUCGGACGAUACAGAGGAGUAUUUCAACAAAGAACAUGGAGAUCACAUGGAGUCAAAGUAUUCUGGCAAGAAAUCUCGCCCUUCUAAAAAGCGACAAAACCGAUCACGAAAAGACGAGAAACCCAACAACGGAACCAUCACAACUUUACCAGCUGUUGAACCAUCUACAAUAUGUAUGGAAACCGAUGCACCGGCUUCAACUUUGGAGAAAUCACAACAUGAGGUGGAUCGUAGUGGGGAUUGUAAUGGUUCUACUAUCACUAAACUGGAUCAACAAGCCACAUUAAGCUCGUCGGUAUCCAACCAUGCACCGGAAACAGCAGCUUCCGUUAAGACCACCUCGUUUUCUAACGACACGGUGUGGCAUUACCGUGAUCCAAACGGGAAAGUUCAAGGGCCGUUUUCGUUAGUACAGCUUCAGAGGUGGAGCACAACCGGAUACUUCCCUGCUGAAAUGAAGAUAUGGGCGGAUAACGAGGACAAGUCUCUACUUUUGACCGAUGUAUUGGAACAACAGUUUCACAACCGUGAGACUACAACUGCUGCUAACAAAGUCGCUGAUGAAACCGAGGGUGCAAACGUUGGCGAUGGAAAUCCGUCAUCAACUGUUGCUGUGACUCCAUAUGUUCCGGAUCUUGUCAAUCAUGAGAAGUUAUCCGAGAGUCAAUCUUUUGGACAGAACUGGAGUGGUAAUAACAGUAAUAACAACAAUAAUAACUUGAACUAUAAUCCUCCGAGUGUCGAGUCAACCGUACAAGUUGAUACGUCAAACAUGCCGACUCCGGAUAUCGAGAAAUGUGAAGAUGUUAAGCAUGUUCCUACAGCUGCUAUUGAUUUGCCUGGUCCUACACCAAAGAAGACGGUGGAUGAAAACAAGAAUAUACAAGCUGUGCUCGAUUCAGGGAACAACCCGCCUAGCUGGAGUAGUACUUCAAGUCUAGUAGUUGGUGGGGCCAAACUUCCGGUUUCCGCCAACGGUUUGGGUGGUAGUUCUUCCACGCCGGAUAAACGCGAAGAAUGGGACUCGGGAAUUGUAUUAGAAGUGGCGGCAGAUCAUGUCGCGACUCCAACCUCCAACAUCGACCAAAAUAUUGAGCAAAAUGUUAAUAAUCCGUCACAGCCAACGUGUAACGAGUUUACGUGGAAUGGAGUGUCGGAAAUGAUUGAGUUCAGCACUUUAGCGGAGGAGUCGGUUUCGGAUCUGUUAGCGGAAGUGGACGCUAUGGAGUCACAGUACGGGUUGCCUUCUCCUACUUCUAGAAGAAACAGUUUUGUCGAUGAUUUGUUUAACGGGUCUUUUGAUGAGUUUAGUCCCACCCCGGAUCAGGGUACGAGAAGUGACGGAUUUAGCUCUAGCGGAGAUAUACAACUGCACUGUCAAUCAACCACCACACCGGACGAACAACAUCUAGUCGGCUCGUCUCAGAGUAACAACGUUAACGGUGCCUUUGAUUUCAUGAAAACAUCCAUUGGCUUGCAACAACAACACUCGUUUAUCAGCCCUGACAUUAACAGUCAGGCGAUUGGUAUUUCUCAGACAACAAAUUCUGGGAGUUUGGGUUUUAAGUGGCCGGAAAUGGAACGCGCCUCACAGGGAAUGAUCGACAUAAACCGAACCGCUAAGGCGGAAGGUGACGAGGGCGAGAUGGAGACGAAAACGGGUGAUGUUCAAGUUAAAGUGAAGUUGGAAAACGGGAAUCAUAAUAUGGAAUCAGCAGGAAAUAUGAAGUCAGCCGAACAUUCUAUUUCUAAACAGAUGCAAGCACCCAAAUCUAUUGGCAUCGGUGCAAAGUUGGUGACUAGAGUUGCUCAGAUCAAAGGGUUGGAAGGUACAACGAAUCAAUCACAACCACUGUCACCGCCACCGCCACUUCCGCCACCGCCGCCUUUGACUUUAGGGUUGGACCCGUAUGACCCAUGUGACUUGGGAUCGGAAACAAUGCAAGGUAAUAUAAAGUUCAGUAGUACAGUAAAACCGGGUCAAGUAACAAACACAAAGACAAACACAGGUCGAAGUACGAACAUCUGGUGGGACCCAAACCACACGAACCAGCGGAAACCUGUCAGUGAAAAAUAUAACAGUAGUAAUAGCCCUCGAGAGCGAAGUCAUCAGGUUGAGGAAUCAGGAUAUAGCAGGAACAGUAGGAGUUCAUGGAGCAAGCAGUUAUCAUUUGGUAGUGAUAGUGGUGGCGGUGGUGGAGGCAGUGGUGGUAAUUUAAAGCCGCCAGCUAAAGGGCAGCGCGUGUGUAGAUUUUACGAGAGCGGACGGUGCAAGAAGGGAGCCUCCUGCAAUUAUCUGCACCCAUCACCAUGAGACUGAAGAUGGUGGUUUGUUGAUCCUUUUUUGUAUAAUCAAUUAAUUAUAUGAUAUAUAAGGCGUGUUGUCAGGUGAAGCUAGUCUGCUUAAUGUGUUAGUUUUAAUGUAACCAGUCUCAAUUAAAUUAAAUUUCACCGUCGAUAUGAUCAAAUACAGUUCUCUCUUUAGUCGGGUUU